Molecule: messenger RNA, 1353 nt
Organism: Geodia barretti
Lineage: Eukaryota; Metazoa; Porifera; Demospongiae; Tetractinellida; Geodiidae
Source: the annotation of a GenBank genome assembly
AUGGAAGAUGAGGACAUCCGACCUUAUCUCGAUUUUGGCUACCAGAAAGUAAGACCGCACAUCACCUACCCGGGUUUUCGCAGAGGUCGCGUGCCUCGCCACAUCGUAAUGCAAUUCGUUGGGCGCGAGGCGCUGCUGAAUGAAGUGCUCGACACCAUGCUGCCCGAAGUUACGGGCAGGGCAAUGGACGAGCAAAAUCUGGAACCCGGCGGCAUGCCCAACAUGGAAGUUCUGGACCUGGAUCCUGUAACCUUCAAGGCAACCGUUCCCCUCAAGCCCGAAGUCGAAAUCGGCGAUUACAAAAGCAUCCGCGUCGAAGUGGAAAAGUCAGAAGUUGGCGAAGAAGAUGUCCAAGAGAGGCUGGAACGGCUUCGAAACAGCAUGGCAUCAUGGGAGCCUGUUGAGCGUCCGGUAGCGAUGGACGACAUGGUCACCAUGACGGCUACUGGCACUGUGGACGGGGAGAACAUUCUCGACGAGACGGACACCGUGUAUCUGCUGGUUGAGGAUGCAGAUCGCCCAUUCCCCGGAUUCCCCGAGGCGCUUGUAGGCGCUGAGUUGGAUACGCUGAAAGAGUUCGAACUGACGGUUGCCGACGAUUUUCCUGUCGAUGAAGUGGCGGGCAAAUCUGUGCAGGUGUCAGUUACGGUGAGCGAUGUCAAGGAGCGCGUCCUUCCUGAACUGGAUGAAGAGUUCGCCCAGGGCAUAGGUGAAGGCUACGACUCCCUGGAGGCGCUGCGCGAACAGGUCGAGGAGGAACUCAAGACCGAAUUCGAGAAUACGGCAGAGCAGGGACUUCGGCAGAACGCCAUCGACAGCCUGCUUGAGGGCGCGACUGCUGUUAUUGCGCCGGUGAUUAUCGACAAUGAGGUCAACUAUAUGCUGAACGAGCAGGCGCAAACUCUCGCCCGCAUCAAUAUCCGCUUUGACGACUAUCUGCGCUCCGUAGGCAGUUCUGAGGAUGAACUGCGCGAGCAACUGCGCGAGGAAGCGAUAACUCGAAUCAAGCGCGCCGUCGCUCUGGAGAAACUCGGCGAGGCGGAGGGAAUAGAAGUCACGGACGACGAUGUGGACGAGCGCAUUCAGUCCAUGAUCGAGCAGAACAAAGAACAGAUGGGGGAUGAGUUCCAGACUCCUGAAAUAACCGAAGACAUGCAAACCUCGAUUAGGCGCAUGAUGCACUCGGAGAAGGUGAUGGAGCGGCUCGUUGCUAUCGCAAGUAGCGAAGCGCCUGAGCAGGCCGAAGCCGAAGCCGUCGAUGAGCCAGAGCCGGAGUCUGAACCUGAACCUGAAGCUGAGUCCGAUUCGGAUUCGGAUGAAACCGACGAAUCCGAAGAUACCCAAACCAACUAA